Dunckerocampus dactyliophorus (ringed pipefish) is the source of this 2395-nucleotide messenger RNA. RefSeq names its product zinc finger protein 84-like. The transcript is spliced from 2 exons. The record is from RefSeq and is a predicted model, not a curated record. NCBI's taxonomy places the organism in Eukaryota, Metazoa, Chordata, Actinopteri, Syngnathiformes, Syngnathidae. Gene Ontology annotation, cellular component: nucleus. Bases 95 to 1360 code for a protein of 421 amino acids. Gene Ontology annotation, biological process: regulation of transcription by RNA polymerase II. Gene Ontology annotation, molecular function: RNA polymerase II cis-regulatory region sequence-specific DNA binding; DNA-binding transcription activator activity, RNA polymerase II-specific.
CGUUAGCAAUACAAUUCAAGGGCUCGAGAGACGAGACGAGAUGAGAUGAGACGAGGCGUUUAAGUAUUUUAUUUCCCAAAAGAAAACAUUGAAAAUGUUGAAAGAGUUGGUAAGAGAACGACUAAUGGCGGCAGCUGAUGAAAUAUUGGCGCUGUUUGAAAGAACGAUAGCGUCGUACGAGGAGGAACUUUCCCAAACGAGAGAGGAGAAGGAGCGACUUCGACAUCACCUUGUGCUCGACGCCAAAGACGUCCAGCAGAUGAUUGGUUGUCAGGAAGAACAUCUCCCUCAGCUGGAGGUGGGGAGCUCCACUUUGAAGCAGGAGGAUCCCCAGCCCCCCCACGUUAAAGAGGAAGAGGAGGAACUCUGGAUCAGUCAGGAGGGAGCGUGCCUUCUAGGGUUGGAGGAGGCUGAUCUCACCACGUUGCCACUGACUGGUGUCUCUGUGAAGACUGAAGAGCAUGAAGACAAACCACCCGAAUCGCCACAGCUUCAUUACAGUCUGAGUGAGGAGAACAGAGGGGCGGAGCCUCCGAGCAGCAGCAGCAGUAGCAGCUCACCACAACACAUGACUACAGAAGCUGGUGGAGACCACCAUGGAGGAUCACAAGCAGACAAGCUCUUAGCUCCGCUAUCAGAUAGCGAACACACAACGUCACACGCUCCUGAGGAUGAAGAAGCUUUGAGCGGCGGUACAGACGGUGAAGGUGAUAGGAGGACUCACACUGACAAUAAAUACUCUAAAUGCUCUAAAAAGAAGACGGGUAAAAAAUGUUUGACCUGCUCAGUUUGUGCAAAAAGUUUUACUCAAAAGUGUGCUUUGACUCAACACAUGCGGACACACUCAGGAGAAAAACCUUUUAUUUGUUCAGCUUGUGGUCAAAGAUUCUCCCAGAAAGGUGCGAUGAUAAUUCACAUGAGAAGGCACACUGGAGAAAAACCUUUUUGUUGCUCAGUUUGUGGUGAAAGCUUUGCCCAAAAGGGACAUGUGGUAACACACAUGAGAACACACACAGGAGAAAAACCAUACAGGUGUUUAGUUUGUGAUAAAAGAUUUGCUCAGAAUGCAACGUUUCGUUCCCACAUGAGGACACACACAGGAGAAAAACCCUUUGGUUGCUUUGUUUGUGAUAAAAGAUUUGCUCGCAAGCUAACAAUGGUAUCACACAUGAGAACACACACAGGAGAAAAACCCUUCAGUUGCUUUGUUUGUGAUAAAAAGUUCUCUCAAAAGUCAAAGAUGGUUGCACAUGUGAGAACACACGGAGAAGAAAAAGCUUGUCAGGAAGGAUUAGGGUGUGGCGCAGAUGACAAUAAGAAAGAUGAUGAAAUGAGCAGUGGGCCUUCAUGUAUACAAUAACUGAAACCAAGAAACUUCCUAUCAUCUUUCUGACAUUCUUCAUGACAACAAACACAAAGCAGGCUAGCUCCAUGGAAGUGUUGUCAUAGCAGUGAAGCAACCACAGCUUUUAUGGUCUGCCUUGGUGCCAUGCAAGGUUAGUGCAAGGUUGGAUUUCUCUGGAGGUUUCAUAUCAAGCAGUGCAGGAGGUUUGGAGAGGAAGGAGCGAGCUGGGGUAGGAGUGGAACCCAGGCUUCAGUCUGUGACUAAAAUUGAGGAUUCAUGUUUGGGAUGCAGCUCAUUCAGUAAAAUCGAAACAAUCAGCAAAAUGUGAGAUUUUUAUUUUUUUUUUUUUUUUUACUGACCCAGUUGAUUGUAUGUCAUUAUUAGUCUUAAAAAUAAACCACAUCAUUUCCAACACGUAUAUGUAUUUACUAGUGCUGCUAAAAAUAACAUAUUUCCGAUGGUAACUAAUUCUUUUAACUAAAUAGGUGAGAUUUUCGACCAUAAUUAGCCACAAGCCACACCCCUUUUAGGACAGCGACAGACCGUCACAAAUCUACACAGUCUGACACAAAUUCCUACCUUAACACAUCAACAGCUGUGCUCAAUUCCAACAUGUACACUCCUGAUCAAAAUCUGAAGACCAGUUGAAAAGUUGCUGGAAAUAGAAUUUUGCACAUUUGGAUCUCAAUGAGGUUUUAAGUAGAGCUACAAUAUGCAAAAACAAGAAGGGGGGUGAGACAAAAAGCACUUUGAAAAAGUCAUUUAUUGAAAACAACAAUGAAAGUGAAAUAGGCUGUUUAUCAGCUGAUCAAAAGUUUAAGACCAUUGCUCAAAAAAUAACAAAAAACUCUCCAAACCAGAACAAAACAUGUUCUCAGUAGGACUCAGUAAUGAGGAGCUCCACCGUUCUUGUUCAUCACUUCCAAAAUGGCUUUGGGCAUGCUUGAUGCCAGUGUUUCCAGGAGGUUAGUGGGAACAUUGCUCCAAGUGGUGAAGAUGGCUUCACCAAGGCCAUCAACUGUCUAGAACUGAUGGCCAUUUUUAUAAAUC